This is a messenger RNA of Gastrolobium bilobum, 1822 nucleotides long. RefSeq names its product auxin response factor 9-like. The record is from RefSeq and is a predicted model, not a curated record. Gene Ontology annotation, biological process: regulation of DNA-templated transcription; response to hormone. The coding region runs from base 59 to 1822 and encodes 587 amino acids. Gene Ontology annotation, cellular component: nucleus. Gene Ontology annotation, molecular function: DNA binding. Lineage: Eukaryota; Viridiplantae; Streptophyta; Magnoliopsida; Fabales; Fabaceae. The transcript is spliced from 13 exons.
AGCGACAAUUAUCUUUUUUUUUUUUUGGGUUUUUGAGUUUGUUGACUUGUGUUGAACGAUGUUGAAUCAUGGGUCAAAUGUUUUCGCUGAAGGGGUGGUUUGUUCCGGUGAGGAUGAGCUGUAUGAGCCGCUAUGGAAGGCCUGUGCGGGUCCACUGCCUGUCGAUGUUCCUCGUGUUGGCCAGAGGGUCUUCUAUUUCCCUCAAGGACACACCGAGCAAUUUGAGGUGUGCGAAAAUCAAGAACUGAAUCAGAGUAUUCCUCCGUUGAAACUUCCCACAAAGAUCCUUUGUCGCGUCGGGAAUGUCCAUUUAAUGGCUGAACAAGAAACAGAUGAGGUUUAUGCACAGAUUACUUUGGUGCCAGAAUCUAAUCAAGCUGAGCCUACAAGCCCUGAUCCGUGCACUGCUGAACCUCCGAGGGCAACAUUUCACUCAUUCUGCAAGGUCUUAACUGCUUCGGAUAGCAGAAGGCGUGGUAGCUUCUCUGUUCGCAUGAAACAUGCCACAGAAUGCCUUCCUGCUUUGGACAUGUCUCAACCAACUCAAGAAUUGGUCGCCAAGGAUCUUCACGGUUAUAAAUGGCACUUUAAGCAUAUAUUUAGAGUUCAGCCACGCAGACACUUACUCACGACUGGAUGGAGUACUUUUGUGACUUCCAAGAGAUUAGUUGCUGGAGAUACCUUUGUGUUUUUGAGAGGGGACAACGGGGAAUUACGCGUUGGAGUGAGGCGUCUUGCUCGUCAGCCAAGUAGCAUGCCGUCAUCUGUGAUUUCCAGUCAGAGCAUGCACCUACGAAUUCUAGGAGUUCUUGCAACUGCCUCUCAUGCUGUUUCAACUCAGGCUCUUUUUGUAGCAUAUUAUAAGCCAAGGACGAGCCAGUUCAUCAUAAGCGUGAACAGGUACUUGGAGGCUAUCAACAAUAAGUUUAGUGUUGGCAUGAGGUUCAAGAUGAGGUUUGAGGGAGAUGAUUUCACUGAGACUGACAAAAGAUUUUCCGGUACCGUAGUUGGAGUAGAAGAUAUUUCUCCUUAUUGGGUAGAUUCAAAAUGGCGAUCACUUAAGGUUCAAUGGGAUGAAGCUGCAGCUGUUACAAGACAUGAUAGGGUUUCACCAUGGGAGAUAGAACCUUUUGUGGCUUCUGCUUCGACACCCUCGAUUCAACCUACAGUUGUAAAGACUAAAAGGCCUCGACCACCCAGUGAAGUUCCAGAUGUUGACAUAACAUCGGCUGAUAUGAAUAGUAAAAGCAACAGCAACACUAUAUUAAGGGAUACAAUAGAAGGAAGUUGGCUAUCUUCUCCCAAUUCUAGUUCUCCUUCUCAUUUGAAUCAGGACACAACGGAUGAUAGCGAGAGUGUCUCAGCUUGGCCUGUUUCAAAUCCUCAGUCAUCUAGAUUGAACAACGAUCAUGUGCUUGUUGACCAAGUUGAUAAGGAGAAGAAAGUCGAGACUGCUACAAGUUAUCAAUUGUUUGGAAUCAAGGCUAUUGAUCAUUCCAGGAACUCACCUGCUGUAGAAAAGGCAUCAACACAUGCAGGAAAUGUACCCAGAGUUAUUACCACCGAAGGCUAUGUCAGCUGUGGAGUCCAGGUUACAUGUGCUGACUUAAACAGCGUCCAGUGUUCGAAUGUAGAAAGCUGGCUUGAAAGAACAGAUAAUGAGAUAAAGAAUUGUGGGCACGACAACUCAUAUAAGCCAUUCCGAGGCAAAGAGAAGAUAAGUGAUGCAAAAUGCUCAUGGCCAUUAUUAACGGACAGUUCUGACAAAAGCACUGACAGAACGACAAAUUCAUAUUCAAACGAGUAUUCUGGCCCGUCCUGA